AGAAACUCAAAAAAAGGUACGAAGACCUCCUUCACAUUUCUCUCUUCAAUCUUUUGAUUAUUAGCUCCUCCUGAAUCGUAAAGAUCCCGACUUUAUCCCCAAAUCUCUCCUCAAUUUAGCUGAAACUGGAACUUCGAUUCUAGGGUUUUGUUCAACCCUUCGCUGAUUUACUGGGUUUGAUGGCGAGGCAAAGGCCGAAGCAGCUGGAGCCAAACAAGAUUGGUUCUUCCAAGGUGGGUUUUGAUGGAGGAGAAGAAGAAGAAGGUUGGGUUUUUGUUAAGAAGCAGAGAGUCAUCAUUGUCUUGCCUUCUCUUCCUCUACCUGAGCCUUUCUCCGUGGAGAAGCCUCCUGCAACUUCUUCUCAAUCACAAGCUGAGCGUAGAGACUCUGUUGAUGUUGCUGAUACUCGAGAAGCUGCUCGUGUGGUGGUGGUGCCUUCUCUUUCUCUACCUGAGGAAUUUGUUUUGAAGAAGCCUGAGACUUGUCAGUCACUAGUUGAGUUGAGAGACAUUAUUGCUGCGGAUAUACAUGAGACUACUCGUCUUCACGCAGUGGUGGUGCCUUCUCUUCCUUUACCUGAGCCUUUCGUUUUGCAGAAGCCUGAGACUUCUCAGAUACAAGCUGAGUUAAGAGAUGGUAUUGUGAAUAUGGAAAAAGCUACUCCUCUUCACUCAAUGGUGCCUUAUGUUCCUUUGCAGAAACCUGAAACUUCUCAAACGCAAGCUGAGUUUAGAGCAGAUAAGCAUGAAGCUUCUCUUGUUCACACUGUGGUGCCUUCUCUUCCGGUAACUGAGCAUAUCACUUUGCAGAAGCCUGCAACUUCCCAUUCACAAGCUGAUUUAAGAGGGCGCAAAGCUGCUCUUGUUCAGCCAGUGGUGCCUUCUCUUCCGAUAACUGAACACAUCCCUUUGCAGAAACCUGCAACUUCGAAAUCACAAGCUGAGUUGAGAGCCGAGGAGACGCGCAAAGCUACUCUUGCUCACACUGUAGUGUCUUCUCGUUCGGUAAAUGAACAUAUCAGUUUGCAGAAACCUGCAACUUCGAAAUCACAAGCUGAGUUGAGAGCCGAGGAGACGCUCAAAACUACUCUUGCUCACAAUGUGGUGCCUUCUGCUCUGGUAAAUGAACGUAUCACUUUGCAGAAACCUGCAACUUCGAAAUCACAGGCUGAGUUAAGAUCUGAGGAGACGCGCAAAGCUACUCUUGCUAACACUAUAAUGUCUUCUCUUCCAGUAUCUGAGCAUCCCACUUUGCAGAAGCCUGUAACUUCCCAGUCACAAGCUGAGCUAAGAGCCAAGGAGACGCGCAAAGCUACCCCUGCUAGCACUGUGGGGCCUAAACUUCCAGUAACAGAGCAUCGCACUUUACAGAAGCCUGUAACUUCUCAGUCACAAGCUGAGCUAAGAGCCAAGGAGACGUUCAAAGCUACUGGUGUUCAAGCAGUGGCGCCUUCUCUUCCUGUGCUUGACUAUUGCACUUUGCAGAAGCCUGCAACUUCUCAAUCACAAGAUGAGUUAAGAGCCAAGACUCGCAAAGCUACUCUUGCUAACACUGUGGUGUCUUCUCUUCCAGUAACUGGGCAUCUCACUUUGCAGAAGCCUGCAACUUCCCAAUCACAAGCUGAGCUAAGAGCCAAGGAGACGCUCAAAGCGCCCAAAGCUACUCAAGCAGUGGUGCCUUCUCUUCCUGUGCUUGACUAUUGCACUUUGCAGAAUCCUGCAAGAGACUUUGUAUCAGAUGCUCAGGAAACAGCUGAGUUUCAAGCUGUAGACAAACCGGAGAGGGUGAUGGAUCGCAGUUACACAACAAGGAAAGCUCCAGGUCCAAGGAGAUCAUCCCAAGAUUGUAGAAUGGAUUCAGAUAGAAGGAUGGCAAACCAAAGGAGCCGUCGUACAGGUCACAACAAGCCUAUAAGGUUUCCUAGAGUGAUGUGCAGCUCUGUGGUUAUGGACAACGAGAAGCUGAGAGUGGUGAAUCUAGAGAAGAAGGUUGAGAAGGCAGGAGGGUUGAACGAAUGGGUAGGAUCUAUAGGAUUGGGGAGAGAGUUUGAGAGGAUGCUGAGAGGACAGAGGAUGAGUAAGUUUCAAAUGGCGAAUUUGACAAUGGAGAAGCUUAAACAGAUGGGUGCUUUAGCCGUUGGACCUAGAAGAAAGCUUAUACAUGCUAUUCGUUGUGUCUAUCACCCGCAUUGUCUUCGUGCUUCCUUUAACUAAGUAUACACAUCUUGUCACAGUUUAGUCUUUCAUUGUCCAAUAAUAAAACGUUGGUAUAAGCUUGUUUGAUUAGUGAUUUUCAAUCUUAA
This is a messenger RNA of Brassica napus (rape), 2302 nucleotides long. RefSeq lists its product as uncharacterized. NCBI's taxonomy places the organism in Eukaryota, Viridiplantae, Streptophyta, Magnoliopsida, Brassicales, Brassicaceae. Gene Ontology annotation, molecular function: protein binding. The coding region runs from base 180 to 2213 and encodes 677 amino acids. The transcript has 2 exons. The record is from RefSeq and is a predicted model, not a curated record.